UCCGUGUUUAGCGUUCAAGGCAGUUUUCGUUUCGGAACAGCAACAUGGCGCAGCUGAAAACAAAACGUUCCUGUAAACUGUUAUGUCAAACUAAUUCACCUUCAUGUAAAUUAUCAUGUAGUCAUCUUUUCCAACCACUCCUCUCAAUAAUAUUAGUCAGCUCCAUCGCAAGUUCUGCUGUAGCAGAAACAGAGACAGGCGUCCUGACAAUAACAGAUGCUAACUGGACGGUCACUAUGGAUGGCGAGUGGAUGAUAAAGUUUGUUGCUCCCUGGUGCCCGGCAUGUGCCCAGCUGAAGGAGCAGUGGGAGAGAUUCUCCAGCCUGGCAGCAGCCAUGGGGGUUUCUGUAGGAGAAGUGGACGUCACUGAACAGCCUGGUCUCAGUGGACGAUUUUUGGUUACCACACUGCCAACCAUUUUCCAUGUAAAGGAGGGUAGCGUGAGGAGGUAUGUGUCUGUCCGUGAGGCGGAGGAGUUCCAUACAUAUGUCUCUAACAGGAGGUGGGAGGAGGUGGAACCACUGCCUUCAUGGAAGUCUCCUACUUCUCCUCUGAUGAGCUGCAUGGCCGGACUCUUCAGGCUUUCACUGUGGAUCCGGUGGACUCAUGGGUAUCUGACAGGGGAUUUGGGCAUGCCGGUGUGGGGCUCCUACCUCUCCUUUGCCAUGGCAACACUUGUCACUGGGCUGCUGAUGGGACUGGUGCUGGUCCUGGUUGCAGAUUGCCUCUGUCCUUCCCGACAGAAGCGGAAGGAGGAGAGAGCAGGAGUGUGUGUGAGUAUGGCGGAGAAGAGGCAAGCGUCGGAGGCAGAUGAGGGUGAGGGGUCUAACGAGGAGCCAGAGACACUGAGACAGAGGAGAGGACAGGCUAAACGUACCUCCUAACCAGUGGUUGGAACCUAAAUUAUCUUCCAAUCGUUUCGUUCUGAACAGAACCAUUAUUUUUUUUGUUACAUUCCACUGUUUUCCGACCAGCAAAAUAAAGUUCUGAACCGGUUCGAACCAAAUAAAAGUAACAGUUUAUAUUGUU
Molecule: messenger RNA, 1029 nt
Organism: Oncorhynchus masou masou (cherry salmon)
Lineage: Eukaryota; Metazoa; Chordata; Actinopteri; Salmoniformes; Salmonidae
Gene: tmx4
Product: thioredoxin-related transmembrane protein 4
Exons: 8
Coding region: 45-884 (279 amino acids)
Cellular component (GO): endomembrane system
Molecular function (GO): disulfide oxidoreductase activity
Source: RefSeq, a predicted model, not a curated record